AUGACCUCGACUGUGCAGUACGUGCCGCUGCACCCGUCCAGUGGCUCGUCCCUGCGCCCCUCGCGCCGGCUCGACGCCGACCUCGCUCGACCCGCCCGCCGACCUUGCACUCGCUUCAGCCUCAAGAACAGCGCGGCAGCGAUCGUCGGCACCCUCUUCCUCGUCGCCAUCGCCGCCUACGUCCGCUCGCCGUCGCGCUCUGAGCGAGAGCUGCGGCUGCUCGAGGUCGGCGUCGAGCCGGACGACAGCUUUGCCGACCUCUGGCGGCUCGCGCAGGACGGCUGGCGGCCGUACACGCCGCAGGAGGGACGGGAGGUGAGGGACGGGGACCUCGUGAGCUGGGCGGAGCGGGUCGAAGCAGGGUGUGCGGACGAGUGGGUCGAGGAGGGACGGCUGUGCGAGCUCGGCGGGAGCGGUCACGAGCAGGUGGACCUCGUGUGGACGUGGACGAACGGGUCGGACCCGCUCCUGCGGCGGUGGCGGGCAGAAGUGACGGGCACGCUCGCGGGACGGGUUAGGCCAGGCGUAGCCAGAGUCCGCGACCGCAAGGCGUCGCACCACUUUCGCGAGCACGACGAGUUGCGGUACUCGUUGCGGUCGGCUGUCCAGGCGUUCGAGCCUCGCGCACUCGGCAAGCUGCACCUCGUCUCGACCGACCUGCCGGCCAACACCCUCCUGAGCGACAUCCUCGACAACGUGCCCGUCGGGAACAUCACGCCGGUCGUCGAGGCCGCACGCGUUGGGCAGGUGCCCUCGUGGCUCAACCGCUCGGCCAUCCCGCGAGAGCAGCUCGAGGUCCACCACCACUCGUCCUUCUUCGAGGACACGGCCGACCUGCCGACCUUCAACUCGCUCAGCAUCGAGUCGCAGCUCCCCAACAUACUCGGCUUGCGCGAGUUCUUCCUGUACCUGAAUGACGACACGUUCCUGAGCGGCACCAUGACUAGCUCGGACGUCGGCGCACCUUUCCUCGGCCCGGUUUUCCGUAUCCAGCGCGACCUGCAGGUCGACGCGCUCGCACCCGGUCUUUUCGGCGUUGGCUCAGACGGCGAGUGGGCGAGCUUGCGACAGGCCAACUGGCUCCUCGACCGCCGUUUCGGCACCCGCUCUCGAGCGUACCUCGCGCACAUCCCCAAGACGUUCUCGACGCCAGUACUUCGCGAGACGAGCCGCAUCUGGCACGACGAGCUGCUCGAGACGUCUACAUCCCGCUUUCGAGGUCGUCGCGCCGAGUACCAGUUGCCGUUCCUCGUGACGCACUACACGAUCGAGGCGCACCGAGAAGCGCUCCUGCACGCCUUCUUCGCCGCCCGCAGCGACCGGGACCUCGACGGCGAGCUCUCGCUCGACGAGCGGCGGCGGCUCCUCGUCGAGCUCGGCUUCGAGCUCGAGCAGCAACAUGACGCGCCGCAGGCCGUGCAGGUGCCCUUGCCUCGGCGGCGACCGUCGAACGACCUUCUCGCGCAGCUCGAACGCGCCGGGAUCCGCCGAGCCGGCGCGACCGAGGUGGCCUUCUCGUCGAGCGACGGUCACGGCAUGAUUCGUCGCGAGGAGCAGGUCGGGCGUGGGCGCCGCUCGACGCUCGUCCGCCCCGUGCUCGCCGUCAACGCGUCGGCCGAGGAGGCGGCGCAGCCGAUGUGCAGCAUCGACUUGUCGACGUGCUUCGGCGCCGACUUUCUCUCGUCGUCGACACCGCGCAAGACGAUCGAGGUCCUGCGGCGAGCGGCGUACGAGGUCCCGGCGUGCGGCGACUGCAUCGUCCUCGCCCUCGUCGGCAAGAGCGGCUCGUCGGGCCUCUCGGCCUUCCUUCCCUCGUGUCCACCCUCUUCCUCGCCGCCUUCGUCCUCACCACCUACCCCUAUCGCCCUCUUCUCGCUCGCCAAACGCUUCGUCGACGUCGCCCUCGUCGUCGACGCACGUACACCCUCUGCGCCGACCUGCGCCUCGGCCCGAGGACUUGCCGUGCGGCGCAUCCUCCGCUACUCGUACACGCUCGGCGAGUCGAGCUCUCAGUUCGUCGGCAUGCGGCAGGCCCUCCCCGUGCCGCUCCUGCUGCGCCGACCAGGCUGGGUCACCGAGACGUCGCUCCCGGCCUUUCUCACUCUCAACGACGACUUUGCGACGCCCGAGGUCUCGCGACACGCCGACGAGCACCUGCAUCGCUGGUUCGAGCAGACUUGGCCGACCCCGUCUGCGUUUGAGAAGGUCGCUCUCGCUCGGACCCGGACGUAGAAGAGCUCGAAGUGGAUGGGCUGCAAACGAGAAGAGCUACAACAGUGCCACAGGGGGAGGGACAGCGAGGGGAUAUCGAGAGAAAGGGAGAAGAGAGGAGAGAGGAGAAGGGUCUGUACAAGAGAAGGGGAACGACCGAGGUGCAUUAAGAGGGGUGCGAGAGUUGGGGAAAGAAGGAGAGACAGCUCGUGCGUCUAGUCGAUCUGGAUGGGGCUCGGCAUCUGGGCGAGUGUGGGCGCGCCCUUGCGUCGGCCGAGGAGCGUCGCCUUGUCGAGCGCGAGCUCGAACCCGGUCCGCCGUCCACGAGCGCCGCCGUCGCCACCGCUCUUGCCGCCGCGAUCGCGAGGACCCGCACGGCCGUCGUACAGCGCCGCCUCGGCCUGUCGCCGGUCGGCGCCGCCCCAGCCCUGGUAGUUCUGCGCGGCGCGCUGCUGCUCCUCGGCCGUCUGCGCCGGCUCGCGUCGCCGGGACGGGUCCUGCGCCGCGCGACGCUUCUCCUCGAUGGCGCGGCUCACCUCGGCGCCGUACCGGCGCUUGGUCGCCUCGAGGUCGGCCUCCUCGGCCUCGUCCUCGUCCGCCUCGUUGAGGCCCUGGAGGAAGCCGGCGCGGCCGGUGCCGCCCGGGACGGCGCGUUGGCGCUUGCCCUCCUCCUCCAUGCGGUGGACGGC
Rhodotorula graminis WP1 is the source of this 2900-nucleotide messenger RNA. RefSeq lists its product as uncharacterized. Gene Ontology annotation, cellular component: Golgi apparatus. The record is from RefSeq and is a predicted model, not a curated record. The transcript has 7 exons. Gene Ontology annotation, molecular function: UDP-N-acetylglucosamine-lysosomal-enzyme N-acetylglucosaminephosphotransferase activity. Gene Ontology annotation, biological process: carbohydrate phosphorylation; N-glycan processing to lysosome. Bases 1 to 2232 code for a protein of 743 amino acids. NCBI's taxonomy places the organism in Eukaryota, Fungi, Basidiomycota, Microbotryomycetes, Sporidiobolales, Sporidiobolaceae.